Molecule: messenger RNA, 1054 nt
Organism: Saccoglossus kowalevskii
Lineage: Eukaryota; Metazoa; Hemichordata; Enteropneusta; Harrimaniidae
Source: RefSeq, a predicted model, not a curated record
CACAUGCAUUGGCUAUGCGAUAAAAAAUAUGAAAUACGAUGGACUGCGCCACGCGAGGAGUUUUGCCAGGUGAAUAAUCAAACCAUUACGGUAUCUUAAAUUCAAAAUGACAGAGACGAACGGGAUAUUAACUUUGACGACUACAAGUAAUGGUGAAGCUCUGACAGUCGUAAGCCGCACGCACAGUCAGUCGUCUUGCUCGGCGGAUACAGAUUUUGACGAGGAAGCUAACAUGCAAAAGUCGCCUACCGAAAAGGGCCCAUCUAUAUCAUUAACGGAAAAUUUAUUUAUAAACAGCGUCACUAGAUCAGACAUGCAUAUGAAAAGAAACUUAUUUGUUGGAUUUUUUGUAUCCUGUAUAUUACUUACACUGAUUAUGAUUAAAGUUUACAAUUACAAAGGAAUGACUAUUUUAGCUGCGACUAAACAUGAACCAUACGUAGAGGCACUGGGUUUAUUUCAUCAAAGUAACAAAUUCUCAACUCUGAAACACAACGUUAAUGAAGCCGCAUGGUCGCCUUACGAAUUUCGAACAUUGCAUCAGCAUAUAAUGGAUGGAGUACAUGAGAAGUUGACAGAGUUGAACCUAAAUCUGACGUCAGAAAUCGCUAUCAUUAAGGACAAGCUUAAGGCUUUAGAGGAGAAAUUGGACCAUUUCGAAGCGAAAACAAAGUUAGAAGCAGAAGCCAUUGAACGCGGUAUUGUGAUUCGAAAUCUCCCAGCAGUUCCACAUGAACACACCUUUCAAAAAGUAUAUGAAUUAUUCAGAGAGGGACUCGGUGUCAGUGCCAAAGUGGACAAAGCUCAUCGACGAAUGUCUCCAAGUGAAGACCCUUCACUUAUCGUUGUACUAGAAACAGUAGAGGACCAAGCUGCGGUUUUAAAUGCUCGACAAAAUCUCGGGAAAUCGGCGUCAUUCCAUGAUGUAAAGAUUGAACCAUAUACUUCACACGAUGCUCGUAUCACUAUGGAGAACAUGAGAACAUUGAUCCGGGCUAUAGGCAAAGAUGGCGAAAUUGUCUUCAGGAAUGGUAUGCUGGUUACGAGCACGUGA